Alternaria burnsii is the source of this 291-nucleotide messenger RNA. RefSeq lists its product as uncharacterized. The coding region runs from base 1 to 291 and encodes 96 amino acids. The record is from RefSeq and is a predicted model, not a curated record. Lineage: Eukaryota; Fungi; Ascomycota; Dothideomycetes; Pleosporales; Pleosporaceae. The transcript has 2 exons.
AUGCCUCGCGCCCGCCGAAUAUCCCGCAGCCUGUUCCUCGUUCCUGGUUACAAGUUUCCCGGCCGACGCCCCGCUCCACAAUCUGCGCUAUACGGAUAUCCAGACAAUAAGCAACGCGUUAGGUUGGCGAUUACAUCAAGCUGGUACGCAGCUCUGAGGACCACACAUGGAGCCGAUAUCCAGCCCUGGCAAAUCAUCGACGACACAGAAUCCUGUCGAACCGCUGAGUCUAGAUACCGAAGCCCUGCCAAGCAUCUCCACAUUCACCGAGAUGCGCUGUUUACCACCUAA